Molecule: messenger RNA, 1204 nt
Organism: Musca domestica (house fly)
Lineage: Eukaryota; Metazoa; Arthropoda; Insecta; Diptera; Muscidae
Exons: 2
Coding region: 141-1013 (290 amino acids)
Source: RefSeq, a predicted model, not a curated record
GGAACGUUUUUAAAUAUGUUUGGUUUCGUGAGUGCAUGUUGAUUGUGAAAAGGCGAAGAAGCCACUACUCCAUUGAAAGGAAAAGAUACCAUUGAGCCACCACAAACGUAAUUAGAAGGACUUAAACGGAAAAGGUUCGAAUGGCUACUUUGAAAAACUUUUGGAUUGAGUUCAUAGAUUUGUAUAAAUCACUUCCCGAGCUGUGGAAGAAAGACGCGGAAGAAUAUGGCAAUCGGCACAUUCGGAAAAAGGCGUACGAGGUGAUGGUGGACAAAUACAAUGAAAUUGAUAAAGAAGCCAAUAUUUAUACGGUUAAGAAGAAAAUCAAUAAUAUGAGAACAGCAUUUCGGCGGGAGUUGAACAAGAUGCGCAAAAGUGAACAAACAGCAUUGACACCAAAUGACGUUUACGUACCAACGCUUUGGUAUUAUUCGAACUUGGAAUUCUUAAUAGAUGAAAUGGAUGAUGAGGAGGAAAUGGAUUUGACAGCAACAAAAAUGGAAAUUAUGGAUGAUAUUAAUUCAAUGGACGAUGAAUACACGACAAUAAAUCAAACCCAAAUUCAGUCUACACCCCAACAAAAGAAAAGAAAAUUGGAAAUAACCAUACAGCCUGACCAAAAACGACAACAUACACAAGAUCAUAAGGAAUAUAAUCAGCCACAACAACAGCUGCAGAAACAAUCACAAGCUAAAGUUGAUCCUGUUCGAGCUUUAUCUUCAUCCUGGGAGGUACUAUAUCGUGAUUUAGAUUCAAGGCAAAAGCUUUACGCUAAUCGAAUGAUAAAUGAAGUACUGUAUCAAGCCGCACUGGGAAAGCUUCGUGAAAAUUCAUAUAAGAUAUUGGAAAUGGCUGUCGAAGAACCCAACGGACAUAUAACCUUCAGUCCAGACAGAGAAUCCGAAAAUCAAUAUUAUUUGACCGAAUCAACGGAACACGACGAGCUAAUAAUCAAAAAAGACUCCGAACGCAAACGACAGAAGAACUCGAAACAAUUUAAUUUGAUCAAAUAGAAAACGUGGUGGGAUUGCACCUGUUUUGAAGGUCAUAUAAUAUAUCCUAAAGGUGUUCGUCGUGUAUAAUUAAAUUUAAGUUUAUAAUCUGUUUAAAAUUGAAACAAAGAAUUUUAGAUUAACAAAAAAUAAAUUCCAUAUGGAGUUUUCUGAAUUUUUACUUUACAAUUAAAAAAAAAUCUCCAAUUGUU